CCGCGCAGCUAGGAGGGGGCGUGUGUGCGCUCCGCGGAGCGGUCGCUCUCGCUGCGGCAGCCGUCCGAGGCAGUGCGCCGGGGCCCCAAACUCCGAGCAAGUUCCCGGGCUCCGGGGACGCGCGCGCGCGCGCCCGGGCUGCGGAGCCGGUGGUGGGCCCCCUUCGGUCCUGCCCGGAUGCGACUGGGCGGACGCGUGGCGGAAUUCCGGGGUCCCGGCCCGGACUCCGAGGCGGGGGUGGCGGCGGCCGGCUCCGGGCCCCACCCGGGCGCGUCCACGCCGCCGGCCCGGUCCGCGCGCCUGGUCUCGGCGCCCCGGCCCUUCGCGCUGUGCAGGGGGAUCCCGGGCCUGCCCCCGAACCGGGACGGCUGCACGAUCGUGCCGGCCGCCCAGGCCGUCCCUGGGCAGGUGGCCAUGGCCCCGCAGCGCGUGAGGAUAUCCGAGAAGUACUGCCAGCGCUACCUCUGCCUCCUGCAUGCGGGCUUCGUGGCAGAAACCCAGCUGCUGCUCCAUAUGAAGAACAUCAGUUAUUUCUUAAUGCAAGAUAUCGCCUUCUUGUCCGGUGGCCGGGGAAAGGAUAAUGCUUGGAUCAUUACUUUUCCAGAAAAUUGUAAUUUCAGAUGUAUACCGCAAGAAGUGAUAGCGAAAGUGCUGACUUACUUGACAUCUAUUGCAAGGCGAAAUGGAUCUGACUCCCGGUUUACCAUUAUUCUUGAUCGAAGAUUGGAUACAUGGUCUUCUCUCAAAAUUUCUCUUCAGAAAAUCUCAGUUUCUUUUCCUGGGAACUUGCACUUGGUGUUGGUUCUACGUCCCAGCAGUUUUCUUCAAAGGACUUUCACAGACAUUGGAUUUCGAUUUAGUCAGGAGGAUUUCAUGCUGAAGUUACCAGUGGUUAUGCUGAGCUCAGUUAGUGAUUUGCUGGCAUACAUUGAUGACAAGCAGUUAACCCCUGAGUUAGGCGGCACCUUGCAGUACUCCAACAGUGAAUGGAUCAUCUUCAGAAAUGCUAUAGAAAAUUUUGCUCUCACAGUGAAGGAAAUGGCUCAGAUGUUACAGUCCUUCGGAACUGAACUGGCGGAGACAGAACUGCCAGAUGAUAUUCCUUCAAUAGAAGAAACCCUUGCGCUUCGUGCCAAGAGGUAUCACAUGUUAAAGAAUGAUAUUACAGCUGUAACCAAAGAAGGAAGAAUCCUCCUCACAAGUCUGGAAGUGCCUAGCAUUGAAGAUGUCGUCAGUUCAAGACUUGAACGUCGGCCACGAAUCAGUGGUGACUGGCAAACCGUUAAUAAAUUGCUGACUCAAGUACAUGAUAUGGAAAUAGCUUUUGAUGGAUUUUGGGAAAAACACCAACUAAAAAUGGAGCAGUAUCUGCAACUAUGGAAGUUUGAGCAGGAUUUUCAAGAGCUCGUGAGUGAAGUCGAACUUCUGUUAAACCAACAAGCAGAGCUGGCAGACGUCACCGGGAACCUAGGUCAAGUAAAACAAAAAAUUAAAAAGUUGGAAAACUUAGAUGAAAAUUCUCAGGAUCUGUUAGCAAAGGCCCGCUUUGUGAUAUUACACGGACACAGACUUGCUUCAAAUCACCAUUAUGCACUUGAUUUGAUCUGCCAGAGGUGCAAUGAACUCCGUUACCUUUCUGAUAUUUUGGUUAAUGAGAUUAAAGCCAAACGGAUACAGCUCAGCAGGAUCUUCAAAAUGCAUAAACUCCUGCAGCAGGCUCGUCAGUGCUGUGAUGAAGGAGAAUGCCUUCUAGCUAACCAAGAAGUAGAGAAGUUUCAGUCUAAAGAAGAUGCUCAGAAAGCCCUCCAAGACAUUGAAAAUUUUCUUGAAAUGGCUCUGCCCUUUAUCAAUUACGAUCCUGAUACCCUACAGUAUGAAUUUGAUGUAAUUUUAUCACCCGAGCUUAAGGUGCAAAUGCAGACAGUGCAACUCAAGCUUGAAAACAUUCGGAGUAUAUUUGAGAACCAACAAGCUGGGUUCAGGAACCUGACGGACAAGCGUGUGAAGCCAAUCCAGUUUGUGGUACCUGCUUCUGACAGUUUGAUCAGAUCCGGAGUACCCUUUUUGUCACUGAAACAUGUGGGAGUUGGAUACUCUUUCUUUCAAGCAUGUAAACUUUUUUCAAAAGGGAAGAAGAGUUGGAGACAAAAUCAGAGCAACUUAAAAAUCGAAGUGGUGCAUGAUUGUCGGGAGCAGAGAAAUUCUGGUCAAUCCUCCAGUCUGGACAAUAGCUUGGAUAUUUUACAGAACCACGUCCUAAAUGAGCUGAUACAGACAGAGAGGGUCUAUGUUCAUGAGCUGUUUACUGUUUUGUUGGGCUACAGAGCGGAGAUGGAUAAUCCUGAGAUGUUUGAUCUUAUGCCACCUCUCCUGAGAAAUAAAAAGGAUGUCCUCUUUGGAAAUAUGGCAGAAAUCUAUGAAUUCCAUAACGACAUUUUCUUGAGCAGUCUGGAAAAUUGCGUUGACGCUCCAGAGAGAGUGGGACCUUGUUUCCUCGAAAGGAAAGAUGAUUUUCAGAUGUAUGCAAAAUACUGUCAGAAUAAACCCAGAUCAGAGGCAAUUUGGAAGAAGUAUUCAGAAUGCGCCUUUUUCCAGGAAUGUCAAAGAAAAUUAAAACACAGGCUUGGUCUGGAUUCCUAUUUACUCAAACCCGUGCAACGAAUCACUAAGUAUCAGUUACUGUUAAAGGAGCUGCUGAAAUACAGCAACGGCUGCCAAGGGAUUGAACAAUUAAAGGAGGCUCUGGACACGAUGCUGGAUUUACUGAAGUCAGUUAAUGACUCCAUGCAUCAGAUCGCAAUAAAUGGCUAUAUUGGAAACUUAAAUGAACUGGGCAAGAUGGUAAUGCAGGGAGCAUUCAGUGUUUGGACUGGACACAAGAAAGGUGCUACAAAAAUGAAGGAUUUUGCGAGAUUCAAACCAAUGCAGCGGCAUCUGUUCUUGUAUGAAAAAGCCAUUGUCUUUUGUAAGAGGCGCGUUGAAAGCGGAGAAGGGUCUGAUAGAUACCCAUCGUACAGCUUUAAGCACUGUUUGAAAAUGGAUGAAGUUGGCAUCACUGAAUAUGUAAAAGGAGAUAACCGCAAGUUUGAAAUCUGGUAUGCUGGCAAGGAAGAAGUUUAUAUUGUCCAGGCUCCGAAUGUCGAUGUGAAAAUGACAUGGUUAAAAGAGAUAAGAAGUAUUUUGUUCAAGCAGCAGGAACUUAUGACAGCUAAAAAACGAAAGCAACACAAUCAGUUAACACAACAGGAUCAGCUUCCUACUCAGCAGAUUGAUGCAAGGCAACACGGAUCCUUUAUGGGUGCCAAGGAGACUGAAUCAGAACACAGAAGCGCUGUGGUGGACGUCCGGGAGACCGUCCCACUGGUUCAGGCCGAAGCGAACACAGUUUGGACCCAGAUGUCAUCACCUGCAGAAAUUUCUGAAGACCCUGGGGAGCGGUCAAGCAACUAUUUCUGUUCUUCUUAUGAUGACAAUGGAGAAGAAGAAAGGCCCCUAAUGUCUCCAGGCAAUUACAAAGCCCUAGCAGAUGGCAGGAAGAGAGGCCCAGAAGACCUCCUGAUCAGAAAUGGAGAUGUCUUUCAGUUUCUCCAUGAAGAUGUCGAAGGUCAAUGGUUGGUGAAAAAUCUAAACAGAAGAAAAGAAGGUCUGAUUCCCGGGAAUACUUCGCAGAUUUUAAUUGGUGACUAUAGGUUUCGGAAUGCCAAAGUUACAGCUGCUGCUCUGAGUAACACAAGGAAACUAAGUUCCCCUUGAAUGAAAGGAGAAUGAAUAGACUUUUCGAAAUAAGGUUUCCUUUGGAGGUGUGAACUAGAUUAUAUUUCUUAAAAGCGUUACAGAUACAUAGCACAAGAGUCAGGAUGAUCUGUGCUGCCCAUGACAUUCACAGAAUUUCCUCAGGACUGAGAAGGACUUCGUCAUUCGCAGUUUGUCUCAUUCUUGCAAGAACCAUCCUCACACCUUCCGCCCCCCCCCCCCCCCCUCAGGUGACAAGUGCAGGUUACUUCGCUUCCAAGUAGGGUUUUCCACGACACGCAUUCGGACUCCAUCUAAAACCCAGAGAUCAGUCACUCGGAACAUUUCCAGGCAAAACGCUUUCCCUGUAAUGUUCGGGGUAACUUUUCAGUAACAAAACAAAACGGAAUUCCAAAGAGAGAAGAGAGAUAACCAGAGAGUUUAAGCGCCUUUGUGGGCUGAUGGUUUUAUUUCAUUAUUUACUUCUGUUACCUGUGGGACUCUAACGUACCAAAGGGAUGUGUUCUGAAGGACCUCUUUUGCACUUUGACUGGUAUUAGGGUUGACAGAGCUGUCUUACGGCUCUGGAAAGAUCCAAAGCCAAAAAUCCUGUAGUUAGGAUGUGUUGAAGUUUACAUUUUACACGUUGAAACUUGGAUACACGUGUCACAGCUUUAAGUGAAAGACUCCUAUUUGCACAAGAGGUGUUCCUGUUACAAAGCUCUACGUUUCCAGUGUCUUCACUUGCUUUUGCGUUUUGUAGAAAAAGCAGUUCUGGUAAAGGUGUUCUUAAGUUAUAUUGUGUCUCUUCCUAGGGUUUGUUUUGUUUUGUUUUGUUUUGUUUUGGUGAUCUGUGUAGAGAUGUCUUUCUUCUAAAUAUGUAAAAAGUGUGACCACUUGCUUUAAAGCCCAGGGCCAGCUUUUGCAUGCGGUGUUGAAUUUAUGCUUGGAGUAUUUUCUUUUACGGACCACUGAAGACAAUGGUUUGAAAUUGCUGCCUUUUGAAUCACGGGUUGUGAGUUUUCCUGUCAAGUUGGCACAUUAGGCGCAUGGUUUUUGAUUAUUGGUUUUACGAUAAACACCACAAUAACUAUAUUAGACAUAAAUGUAUCUUUUAAGUAGGUUUAUGUGUCAUGUUAAGAUCAUAGUUAAUGCCAGUGGUAUCAUUUGAUGUAAUAGUUUGUAUGACAAACCGAUUGUAUUUUAUUCAAAGGUACCUGCAAAUUAUAAGUCUUCGAAUGUCCAAUUUGCCGAAUUUAUGAUGAUUGAUUUAUAACUCGCUCAUGAAAAUGUCCAUAAAUGUGAUGUUUCGCUUAAUGCUUCUACGACAAUAACAACAACAAAAUGAGACUAAAGUACGUUUCUCUUGAGUGCUGACCCUGUGGUUAGAAGACACAGCUAGGAGAUAAAAUUUUUGAUUGAUGAUGCCCCUCUGCACAAAACGUCUUCAUUUUUAUGGUAUUAAACUAGCGAUUUUAAUCCUUUAAGACGAUACUGAGUUCUGUAGUUUCAAACAUACAGUUAUAGUCUUUUAAUGUCUUAAUCACUGUACAACGAAUGCUACAUUUGUAUAUGUAUUUGUACAUGGAAAUGCACUGUAUUAAUUUUAUUGGGCUAUAAAUGUGUGUUACUAUAAAACAUAGCAGCAAUUUCCCUUUAAGUCUUCAAAAUUUAAUUACAUUGUAAAUGUACUUACAAUGUAAAUGUACUUGUGUUAAUUCCACAUUAAAAAUAUUCAACCUUAAA
Leopardus geoffroyi (Geoffroy's cat) is the source of this 5478-nucleotide messenger RNA. It is a transcript of the gene MCF2, whose product is annotated as MCF.2 cell line derived transforming sequence. Gene Ontology annotation, biological process: intracellular signal transduction; dendrite development. NCBI's taxonomy places the organism in Eukaryota, Metazoa, Chordata, Mammalia, Carnivora, Felidae. The transcript is spliced from 31 exons. Gene Ontology annotation, cellular component: cytoplasm. Bases 178 to 3753 code for a protein of 1191 amino acids. The record is from RefSeq and is a predicted model, not a curated record. Gene Ontology annotation, molecular function: protein binding; guanyl-nucleotide exchange factor activity.